Messenger RNA from Penicillium robsamsonii, 348 nucleotides. Its product is annotated as Tyrosine--tRNA ligase cytoplasmic. Bases 1 to 348 code for a protein of 115 amino acids. The transcript is spliced from 2 exons. NCBI's taxonomy places the organism in Eukaryota, Fungi, Ascomycota, Eurotiomycetes, Eurotiales, Aspergillaceae. The record is from RefSeq and is a predicted model, not a curated record.
AUGGUGGAAUUCGUCUUACUCCCUGCAGCCGCCCUCGCUGGCAAGAAGGAAUUCCGUGUAGAACGCCGGGACAACGAGCCUCUCAUACAUACUGACAUCCAACAACUCAAAGAUGAUUACACAAACGACGUUUUAACUCCCCAACUUCUAAAGCCUGCAGCUGCAGAGGCUUUGAACCGUCUCAUGGCACCUAUUCACAAAGCCUACGCAGAGUCGCCCGAAUGGCAGGAAAUCACCCUUAAGGCUUACCCGCCUCCGGUUGUACAGAAGAAGGAAAAGAAGGUCAAGGAUAGAGGUACCCGCUUCCCUGGGGCCAAUAAGGAACUCACAGAGCGUCCCAAGGCUUAG